AUGAUUGCAUCAGAGCUACCAGACUACCCAUGGCAAAAAGUAGCCUCAGAUCAACUCUUCUGGAAAGGAAAGACCUACCUACUAGUGACAGACUAUUACUCCCGCUACAUGGAAGUGUCUCAACUGACCAGCACUACGUCACAAAGUAUCAUUGCAAACUUGAAAACCAUAUUCAGUCGCUUCGGCAUUCCAGAGAAGCUCAUCAAUGAUAACGGACCUAAUUAUGCAUCAAAGGACUAUGUGAACUUUGCAAAGUACUACAGAUUUACUCAUGUCACUAGUAGUCCCCGUUACGCGCAAGCCAACGGAGAAGCCGAACGUGCYGUUCAGACUGUGAAAAGUCUAUUUGAAAAGUGCGCUGAUCCUCASUUAGCUUUAUUGGCAUACCGUUCAACACCGUUAGAACAAGGGURUAGUCCUGCACAACUUCUUAUGUCUCGUAAUCUACGGACGACAGUUCCAGUGCAUCCCUGCAAGCUAAAACCUACGGUGGUCCCGUCUGAAAGUCUUAACAAGAAGGACUCUGAACUUAAACAGCGACAGAAGGAAAACUAUGACUCACGUCAUAGAGUCAAGGAUCUAACUCCUUUAUUGGCGGAAGGCGACCAAGUGUAUCUUCCACAAAUGAAAUCUACAGCUACAGUUCAAAAGGAGUUCGGUGAAAGGAGCUACAUCAUCUCAACCUCAAAUGGUGAGACACGACGAAAACGGAGGCAUCUCAACUCGCUGCCCAAGGAGACGGUUGCAGAAGUUCCACAUUCUCCACCAAAGUCUACGGUGAAAGCGGAAGCAGCGCAGCUUCCUUCUUAUGAUGGAAACAUCACAACCCGACUGUUAAGUUUUUGA
This is a messenger RNA of Exaiptasia diaphana, 846 nucleotides long. RefSeq lists its product as uncharacterized. NCBI's taxonomy places the organism in Eukaryota, Metazoa, Cnidaria, Anthozoa, Actiniaria, Aiptasiidae. Gene Ontology annotation, biological process: DNA integration. The record is from RefSeq and is a predicted model, not a curated record. The transcript has a single exon. Gene Ontology annotation, molecular function: nucleic acid binding. The coding region runs from base 1 to 846 and encodes 281 amino acids.